UCUUUUCAAAACUUGCAAGCAUGAGUUGGAAGAGAAUUGUCUGAGUCCUUGCCUCCUCCCGCCAUUGCCCUCUGUCUCUGGGUCUCUCUCUCUCUCUCGCUGUCUCGCUCUCUCUCUCUUAGGUCAGUCUUAUGUUCUUCAUCACAAACACUCUGCAGGAUACUGGAGAGGGCAUCUUAUGGACUGACUUACAGGGAGUAAGAGAGGCAAAAAGAGCGUGUGUGUGCUUUCAAGAGAAGUCAGGGAGAGGGGGAAAUAGUAGAGCUAAAUGGGGGAGUAGAGAGGAAGAGUCUGAAUUGGAGAGGGAGAAAAACGAGAGAGAAGCAGAGAGAGUGAGGGAGAGGAGAGAGAGAAGAGAGAGUUGAAACUGUGCUGUACAGCAUUUCUUUCUCGACCUAUCAUCCUGACAGGCGGAGGGAGAGAAAGAGCAGCACUUUUCUACCAUGAUGGCUCUCACUCUGUGAGUAGACAGUGGAGGUAAAGCACAGGAGACAGGAGCAAAGAGAAGUCUUAAAGGGAUAUUCUGCUGAAGCGCAGUCUUUCCUACAGGAGUAUUCUUUCACCACAACCUAAACCUGGGGACCAUACAACAACAGGUUGAGAAUGAGGUCCAAAAGCAACAGGGUAGAAAGCUCAUCCAAUGGGGUUAUUGGGGAUCCCCAGACAACACAUGACAUCAACCAGGAAAAGGAAGUGAGUCUACCUAUAAAGAGCCUGAAAGUUAAAGUUCAACCAAUAAAUGACGAGGAGGAAGAAAAUGUUAACUCUGAGAAAGAUAGUUCACUUGAGGAAUGCUCAGAGAGCAAAGACCAGGAAAGUCCAGGAAUCAUGGAUCUGUCCAAGGAGGACCUUCUCAAACUUCUGGGGAUAAUGGAAGGUGAGGUUCAGGCGAGAGAGGAUGUCAUCAAGGUACUGAAGUCUGGGCUGGUACGUCCAGAGGUUCUGGAGGGGCACUACGGUACUGUGGGCCCCAGCUCUGCCCUGCAGGCCCUACAAAGGGACGGCCUCCUCACCAGCACAUCCCCACACAACCACAGCAAUGUCUUGCAAAGGCCGAUGACUGAGCUGGACCGUCUGCAAAAGAAACAUAAGGACACAUACCGACGCAUGCUGGAGCAGCUGCUGUUGGCUGAGAAGUGCCACCGGCGCACUGUGCAGGAGCUGGACAGUGAGAAACGCAAACAUGCCGACUACAUGAACAAGAGUGAUGACUUUACCAACCUGCUGGAGCAAGAGAGAGAACGAUUAAAGAGGUUACUGGAGAACGAGAGAGCCUACCAGGUCCGGAAAGAGACGGAACACACCACACGCCUGGGAAAAGUGCGGGAAGAGCUGGUCAAGCUCAAGUCCUUUGCCCUGAUGCUGGUGGACGAGCGUCAACUUCACCUGGAGCAGAUGGACCAUCAAAACCAGCGUGUCCAGGAGCUCAGCCAGCAGCUGCAGGAGCGUGAGCAGGCACUAAGCAACGCCAGUGGACAAGCUGUGGAAGAGAGCCAGAGGGCAGAAAGGCUGGAGGUUCAGCUCAGAGAGAAGUCGGUCGAACUCGCCCAGCAGCACGAAGAGAUGGCCGCCAAGCUGGCCGGCCAGGAGUCACAGAACCGACAGCUCAAUGCCAAACUUUUGGGUCUCGCCCAAAAAGUGGAGGAGUUGGAGGAGAACAACAAUGCUUUGCAGAAGUCUGAGGUGGAGCUACAAAAACUGAGGGACAAAAUCAGUAACGGAGAUUGUGGCAACUCUAACUUUAUUACAGAGUUGGAGAACCUUAGGAAGCGGGUGCUAGAGAUGGAGGGCAAGGAUGAGGAGAUCACCAAAACCGAGACCCAGUGUAAAGAACUGAGAAAAAGACUUAAGGAGGAGGAAAGUAGUAGUAGGGAGCUCAAGAUUGAGGUAGGGAAGCUGCAGAAAAGAAUGAUGGAGCUGGAGAGGCUAGAGAGUGUGUUCAAUAUUGGCAAGGCAGAGUGCACACAGUUACACGCCGCUCUGGAGAAAGAGAAAGAGCUGUCCAAAGAGCUGUCAGAUGAACUGGUAGCCCUAAAGAUACGCAUGAAAGAGCUUGAGUCCUCUGAGCUACGAUUAGAGAAAUCUGAGCUGGGCCUUAAAGAUGACCUGAGUAAGCUUAAAUCCUUGACUGUAGUCAUGGUAGAUGAGAGAAAGAGCCUGAUGGAGAGAAUUAAAUUAGAUGAGAAGAAAAGAGAAGAUCUCAGUAAAAUGAUCAAAGCUGAGCAGGGCAAGGUGAUGGAUGUAACUGAGAGACUGAUAGAGGAGAGUAAAAGGCUCCGGAAAUUGAAAUCAGAGAUGGAAGUCAAGGUGGGGACACUUACCAGAGAGAAUGGUGAUCUGAGAACCAAGCUGGGCUAUGAAAUGGAAAAAAAUAAGGAAGUGAGCUUCAAGAUGAGUCAAAUGAACAAGAGGACAGAUGGGCUGGAGGAAGCAGAGGACACAUCAAGAAAUGUUAUGAAGGAACAGGGAACAGUGUCCGACUCAGGUGGGAAAGAGGAUAAUAGGGUCAAAGAGCUAACAUUUGAAAUUGAAAGGUUAAAAAACCGACUGAAACAGCUUGAGGUGGUGGAGGGAGAUUUGAUCAAGACUGAGGAUCAGUAUGACUUGUUGGAAAAGAAAUUCAUGACAGAGCAAGACAAAGCCAACAUUCUCUCCCAGCAGGUUGAGGAGAUGAGAAAUCAGAUUGCUUGGAAUAAGGCGAUAGAGAAAGGAGAAGCAGAGAGUCUGAAAGGAGAUCUUCAGCAACACUGCGAGAUGGAGGAGGCAAAAACCAGAGACCUUCAGGCCGACGUUAUAGCCCUUAAGGAGAAGAUUCAUGAGCUGAUGAACAAAGAGGACCAGCUUUCUCAGCUCCAAGUAGACUACACAGUUCUUCAACAGAGGUUUUUAGAGGAAGAAGAGAAGAAGAAGAACAUGAGCAUAGAUGUCCUCAACCUUACAAAAGAACUAGAGGUAACCAAGCGCCACAGUCGCUCCCUGCGACCCAGUCUAAAUGGCAGGAGAAUGGUAGACGUUCCCAUGACCUCUACUGGAGUGCAGACUGAACUACUGUCCAAUGAAACAGCAGAGGAGGACACUCCAGCUGUGUUCAUCAGGAAGUCAGUCCAGGAGGAGAAUCAUAUCAUGAGCAACCUUCGGCAGAAAGGCUUUAAGAAGCAUACAGAGAAGGCUGGCGGUCAUGAACGUUACCCACCUCCUGCCACUGACCUUAGCGUGAAGAAAUCCUGGAUUCCCUGGAUGCGGAAGAAGGAAAACAGUCCUCAAGGGACGAAUCUGGACAAGUCUUUGCAAGUAAACGGAGAGUCCCUACAUUCUGAGCUGACAAUGUCCCAGAAGCAAGGGCAGCCCUUACACAUUCGAGUGACCCCUGACCAUCAGCACAGCACAGCCACUCUGGAGAUCAGCAGCACUACCUCCGAGGAGUUUUACUCUGGCUCCAGCCUCAGUCCGACCACCAUGGGCCACCCCAAGUCGCGCAUCACCAUCAUUCCCACCCACACUGUCACCAACACGAAGGGAAGAACUAUCACUGGGCCAAGAGGUCCUGAUAGGGCCAAGUCUCCAGUCACCAUCACCACCAUCUCUAAGGCCAAGUCCCCAGAGAGCAGCAAGACCUCCUCCACUUCUUCUGGAAGGCCAACGUCUCCCAUCUCCAUAAUGACUGUCAGCACCUCUGUAGUGUCUGCCACGUCAACCUCACCAGAGCCCCAUGAGAUGACGAUGGGCCGUGCCAUGUUCAAAGUCACACCUGAAAAACAGAUGGUCCCCACUCCUAUCAGAAAAUACAAUUCUAACGCCAACAUCAUCACCACCACAGAAGACAAUAAGAUCCACAUUCACCUGGGCUCUCACUUCAAGGGAUCCUCGGAGACAAGCAGUACCAUGAUGGCCUCCAAGAUGGUGGUCAGGCCUGUCAGCACAGCAAUGGAGAGCAAGGAGAUGACCUUAUCAACAGGAACUGUACUGCGUUCUCCUCGUCAAAGUGCCACAGCUGCUGUCAAAAAUGUGCCAAGUAAAGUGAUGAGCAGCAUCACAAUCACUCCUGUCACAACCACAGUGGCGAAAACUUCACAAGCUGUGCCAGGACAUGAGGCUCAUCCUACAAGGGCAGGGCUCACCCGAAUUCCCAUGUCCAGGAGCCUGAAGACAGGCAAGGCCAUGCUUGGAGCCAUGGGCAUACCUAGUGGGGUACGGAUGGAAUCGCGAGCAGAUAGUCCAUCCAUGAGAAUAGAGCUCAAGAAAUCCACAGUCAGCAGCACUGCCUUCCAAAAUGGAGGAAAGGGUUGAAGGACCAAGAAUAAUUAUUGGGAGGACACACAGCACAACAACCAUGGUGUUGUGUGGGUAUGAGGUGCUCACAUGGAGGACCAAUGAAGUACCCUGAGAGACAGUGGUAGAUUAAAAGGAAUGGACAGUCAUUUGGCCCUACUUCUUGUCUGUAUCAUGUCAUCUUGUUAAUGUACUUGAAAUCAAGAAUAUAAUAUAUAUAUUUUAUAUGAGUGCUCCGCCUCUGUUCUCAAUCUUUCUCAGUGUUCAUAUUUAGUGUGGAUUGAAUAAAUGUAACUAGUGUUAGAUAUUCAAAGGGGUGUGUAUGUGCAAGGGGAACAGAGUCAAAUGUAGGCUAUUCAUGUCAGGCUAUGCUGCUACUGCUUUCUGUAUUAAUCGUGAGAGAAGUCUAAUUUCAUUUUUGUUAGGAAUUGCAACGUAGGUCACAAUAUUGGCUUUAUAGAAAAUAUGACGUGAUUUUGUAAUCAAAUCCUUCUUUAAAUAAAC
Osmerus eperlanus (European smelt) is the source of this 4773-nucleotide messenger RNA. Its product is annotated as filamin-A-interacting protein 1-like. The transcript is spliced from 6 exons. Lineage: Eukaryota; Metazoa; Chordata; Actinopteri; Osmeriformes; Osmeridae. The record is from RefSeq and is a predicted model, not a curated record. Bases 604 to 4287 code for a protein of 1227 amino acids.